GUUGUGUAGGAAAUUCGCUUUUCUUGACUCCUUGUAGGAAGGCUUGACAGACCUCCCAAACUCCUUGAGUUAUCUGAAAGUGUGCCACUAUGUCAAAGGAUAUAUUCAACUAAGGAGAUCACAUCUUAAGUCAUCGAUUAGGAAAUCUUUGCCAGGUGACCUUAAAGACUCUGGAUUACUAAAGCAAAGCGAGCAUUAAUGUCAAGCCAAGGAAACUACGUACAGAUGUGUGCAUGAUAGUACUGGAUUCUGGAGUGAGGAUAAUUCAUGUUCUAUAAUCUGACUGGUGUGCAUGUCCUUACAUUUGGGAGAGAGCAGUAUGACUCUCCAGUGGUUGAUUUUUAUCUGCUUGCUUGUUGGAUGGUUUCCAGGUAGCAGCUUUGCUCAGAAUCGUACACAAAUUGGUGUGAGAGAUAGUGGACAGCUGUGUCCAUAUCUUUGGAAUCUCAGUGCAGAUGUAGGGGACAAUGGAACCUGCUUCCGGGCAUUCUUCCAAGAGGCGGCCAAUUGGUCGCAAGCAUUAAGGAUUUGCCGGCAACAUGAUGGGUUCCUUCUCAAAGCAACCAAGGACUUAAAAUUUAAAAUCCCAUCUGUUUUGAGUAAUUUCGAACUUGAGUAUGUGUGGACAGGACUCCACAUCCAUCCUCGCACAGGUAAACUGAUAUGGGAUGAGAUUGAGGAAAGGGUUCUUCAGUCAUCAGACAUUGAGGAAUUUUCUGUUAUGAACAUGAUGAGUUGGUCAAGCGGACAGCCAAACAUGACCAGUGGAAGAUGUGUGCUUGCCAAUGUGAAGAAUGAUCAGUUUCGCACAGUCCAAUUUUCACUACACAAUUGCUCCGACAAGCGCCCAUUCAUUUGCCAAAGAGAACCGAUUUUGCCUAAAGUUGAAACAGGUCACCCAUGCUCUGAAGGGUGGUAUGGUGGAACAUACUUGGACAAGUGUUACAGCAUUAGUUUACAGCGAUUGACACAUUCAAUGGCAGAGAAAAAUUGCAGCCGGAUUAGGAACGCUGGGAACCUAGGCACACUUGUCUCUCCAUCAUCAGUCCUUGUAGAAGCUUACAUCAGGAACAUGAUUAAGCCGGGCCCGGGAGCAGAAACAGGCUUCUGGACUGGUCUGAAAUACAAUACUUCCGCUCGGGAUUACUUCUGGGAAGAUGGAACACGAGUCAAUAAUAAUAUGAUGUCCCCAAAUUCAUUAAAUUGGACCGAGGGCAAAAAUUGUGGGAUUAUUUACUUAGACUCAGCACAGGGCCAGUCUUCAUUGCGUUGGAAGUGGGAAGAUUGUAAUCAAGAAGCAUACCAAAUUUGUGAACUUCCCAAAACAAAAAGAAGCUACCAGGCCACACUUAAGCUGAAAACUGCCACAGGUGAAGUGUCUGGUGGUAAAAACAAAUAUGGGGGAGACAGACCUGUGGAGGUGCCUAAAGGUCAACUGAACUUCAUAAUAACCAACCUCAGCCCUGAAUCAAAAGCAGUUUUUCUUUGGAACUGGGAGGUAGUUUUCUCAAAUCUGUCAAUGGAAUUACAAGGAUAUUACUUCUACAACACAUGGGAGUUGCAUCCAUUGAAGAAAAAGACCACAAACCAGAUACUCAUUGUCCAUCCAGAUUACCUGACUUUCAGAUGCCGGCUGGAUAUUUCUAACCUCUUUACACUGAUGGAUCUCAGUGUGACUAAGUUUAACCUGUUUCAACACCCAGCUUCGUUAGAUGGGUCAUUUCAGGUCUUGGUUAACUCCUUGAGGAGAUUGUCAGGAAGAGUACGUGAGAUUGCGGGCUGGGAAACAGUAGAGUUGACCCUGAGACACUUCAGCUACCUAGGACCAAACAGGACACAUCUAAUGGCGCAUUUUAAUGCCACUGUGAAACUUCGGUCUAACACAGCUGACCGAUUAGAGGCUGCAGUAUUGAGGAUUUUACAAGAGCAAUGAAGACCGCUAUUAGAGAGGAAGCCAAUGGAAUGGAGCUAAGGAAUGGGGAUGUUAACAAAGUUUUGGACUCCCUGGAAGUUCUACCUACCCGUAAAUGUGUGGAACUAAGAGACAAGUCAUCAGCAGGAUUACCUUUUGGUCUACCAGGUGAAACCUACAGAUCAGAAGAAACCUGUAAAGAAU
This is a messenger RNA of Liolophura sinensis, 2116 nucleotides long. RefSeq lists its product as uncharacterized. The record is from RefSeq and is a predicted model, not a curated record. Lineage: Eukaryota; Metazoa; Mollusca; Polyplacophora; Chitonida; Chitonidae. The transcript is spliced from 11 exons. Bases 293 to 1933 code for a protein of 546 amino acids.